AACUCUCGUUCAAAUAAAAAUACUUUCUUUUAGUAUUGUGCUUGAAGAUUUAAGUAAAAAAAAAUAAAUAGGAAAAACAACUUCACUGCAGUGUAUAGUGUCACGUUCCUGUUAAACGUUUACAAACUUUGGGCAAAAUCGUGAUAAUGAAGAAGAUGGAUUAAAAAUCGCGCAAACUCUCUGGCAGUAUAAAUACUUUGGCGAGUCCUACUUAAAACUACACUACUUAUACUGCUACAGCAUCGAUACAGACUUCGAAGAACCAUGAUCAUCCAGAUCAUUCUUUUCGCCGGUCUGGCGCUGGCACAGUCCUCCGCUUGCCUGCCGGCCUGGGGCUGGGGACUGUCAGCACCCCUCGGGGGCGGCUGGGGCUACCCAGGACUCCUGGGCUCCGGCUGGGGGUACCCGGGCUACCUGGGCGGACUGCACGGGGGGUACGGGUACCCUGGUCCUGCGGCAGAAGUCGGCGCCGCCGCGAGCUCUUCGGCAUCGUCCAGCGCCUCCUCUGCUGGCGGACCAGACGACGCCGCUCCGUCGUCGUCGUCGUCGUCAUCGACGUCAUCAUCUGCAUCUGCAUCUUCGUCUUCAUCCGCGGCCUCUGCAUCUUCAUCUUCAUCUUCUUCCUCUUCUGUCUCGGGAGCUUCCGGGGCCUCCGGAGUACCUGUACCUUGGCACGGCGGUCUUUACGCGCUUCCUGUCGACGUCGCCGGCUGUGGGUACCCCGGGUACUUUGGCGGGCCGCACGGAGGAUACGGAUACCCCGGGUAUUUGGGGGGCGGUUGGGGGUACCCGGGACCCGUCGGAGGUUGGGGAUAUCCAGGCGUCGGUGCUGCCGCCGCCUCCAGCUCUGCUGCGGCGGCCGGAGUCGGGCCUCUCGCGGGUCUCGGAGGAUAUGGCGGGUAUGGGUACCCGUGGGGUACUAUAGGCGGGUGUGGAUACCCUGGUAUGUAGAGCGAGCCGUGUUUGAUACCUAAGACGAAGACUGAUUCCCCGAUGCUUGUGGCGAUUGCUAUGUUUUGGCCGUGUUUGGGUACACACUAAGCUGAAGAAAACUACGUUAACAUUGAAAGCAAUCUGUGUCGUUUAGCACGAAAUUUUAUGAUAGUAACUUGAAGCAUAAAUUUUUUUUACAGAAUAUUGUUAAAUAAACCAUUAAAAAAAUAACCUAAAUAAACUCGUUGAUACUUAUCA
Bacillus rossius redtenbacheri is the source of this 1191-nucleotide messenger RNA. Its product is annotated as shematrin-like protein 1. The coding region runs from base 265 to 951 and encodes 228 amino acids. The transcript has 2 exons. Lineage: Eukaryota; Metazoa; Arthropoda; Insecta; Phasmatodea; Bacillidae. The record is from RefSeq and is a predicted model, not a curated record.